GAUGUAUGUUACACGAAUGUAAGUGCAUCAUUGGAUACAAUCGCACAAGAGGUACUGAAUCGUCUAAGAGAGAAGCAUCCGAACCAUUCGAUAUUCUCCACGUCUGAAGAAACUUUUUCUUAUUGGAAAACCAACAAUAUCGAAGAUAAUCAUUGGGACAAAACAGAGAGUACGCAGAUUAUGGAUACACUUCAGGAAUAUAUAUUUGGCAUCUUGAACUUUCGAGCACAUAUCUCCUCAUAUGUACCCGAAGAUAUCAAAUGGUUGUGUAUAGAUUAUGUUUUACAAAGUAAAGUUGGUCCAGAUAUCAUUUUAUAUACAAUAUUUCAUAGCGUGGCUAGAAAACUUGGUCUACGUUGCGAUCUAAUAGAUAUUUGGUCUUGCUGCUGUAUAUUUUGGAAACCAGAAUUCGUCACGAAUAAUUUAGAAAAUGCAAGAUGUUUUAACAUAGUAGACGAUAAGUACCCGAAUUGUCUUUGUGAUUAUCUACCAUAUUACAGGUGUAUUGAAAUACUUCGUCACGUCACCGAAACGGGAACUGAAGAGAUGUUGGAUACGAUAAAAUCUUUUGUUGAAAUGAUUAUAAGCGGACAUACAAUUAUCGAUUUGGGAUUAGUCAAAGUGAAUAUAUCAUCGUAAAAUAAAGAGCAUUGUGAGAUAUUUUCAGAUAACAAUUAUGUAUAAUUUACAAUUUUCUAUAAUUUAACGUGUUUAAGUGUUUAGUAAGACAUUUAUUCACUAUAUGUAUAUAGAAAGAAGAGAAAUGUAGAAUCUCUUAUUUUUUAAUUUAUAAUUAGAUCUUUGUUUACAUGUUAUCUUUAUCCAUGUUUAAUUAAUUUUUUAGAUGUUGGUUUAACAAAAAAUACCGUUGUAGAUUUUAUAGCGGAACAUAAAAUAAAAGCUUUGCGAUUAAUCCGAAUUAAUUGUAAUAUGUAAAGAACAUACGCGCACUAACAAUCGCAUAUUAAUAUAUAAUAUAUAUACAAUUGUAAAAAUAUUGAACUUUGUGAAUUUCUUUUAGAUAACAAUAUGUAUAAUUUACAAUUUUUUAUAAUUUAACGUGGUUAAGUGUUUAUUGAGACAUUUAUUCAUAAAAAAAAUCAAUUAAAGUACAAAUUUUACAGUUUAUGUUUUAGAUUUCGUUUUAAAUAGUAGAACAAAUAAAUAAAAACGUAAAAUAUGCCGUAGUUGCAUAGACCAACAUAAUAGACAGAUGUUAUAUUGACGCAUAUACAUGUAUAUACAUAUAUAUUUUCGACUUUUGUAGAUAAAUACCAUGCCCUAUUUUUGUAUGCAAUGUCAAUUGAAUAUCAACGACGAAUAAAAUGUAUUUAUCGUUCUCUGCUA
Molecule: messenger RNA, 1347 nt
Organism: Nylanderia fulva
Lineage: Eukaryota; Metazoa; Arthropoda; Insecta; Hymenoptera; Formicidae
Source: RefSeq, a predicted model, not a curated record